Messenger RNA from Ricinus communis (castor bean), 2045 nucleotides. RefSeq lists its product as uncharacterized. The record is from RefSeq and is a predicted model, not a curated record. Bases 638 to 1699 code for a protein of 353 amino acids. The transcript has 8 exons. Lineage: Eukaryota; Viridiplantae; Streptophyta; Magnoliopsida; Malpighiales; Euphorbiaceae.
AUUUUUCUGGGCAGAUAUCUGAGUCCAUGAACAAGUCUAAUCUUCUAAUGCCCAGAGUUUUUUUAAGUUGGUGUCCAGCACUUUUCUUCUACUGGGCUCUCCCAUGCUUCAACUAAUCAGAAGAAUGUAUCAUCAAAAGUUAAAUGAGAGUGGUCAACCCAUUUUCUGGGAGCCCCUUUUUAAAUGGCCACUCCAUCUCUAUAUGCAAUGUGAAAAAGUGGAUAAUCCUCAGAUCAACAGAAGCAUACUGUUUAAUCUAGUACAUUUCUCCAGAUGUGUUCUUGGAACUGGAACCAAAAUGAUACGAGAAAGAGAAUGAUACAUGAAAUUUUAUAUUUUCCGUAAUUACUAUGUUUUCUUUAUAGCAGCUUUUUGUUGCACUGGAAAUAAUAGUAGAAAUCUGGAUAUUAUGCCUCAUGCUUACUAAAAUUUGAGAAUGGGCUAAAGUAGUUAUAAUUUAUGACACAUGAGUGUGAUAAGGCCUGCUAUACAUUUAAAGCAAAACCUUUAUUUAUUUAUUUUUAAGAAACUCAAUCCAGAAAAAGCUCGAGUCCUUUGUCUUUUUGUUAAAAACUGACAGCAUGUAAUCAUUGAUUCUGUUAUCUUUGUAUCAACACACUUCCUUAGCUAAAAAAGAAUGCUUUCUUUUGAGCUCAAGAAUUUUGUGGUAUCACCUUCUCUGGUAGCCAAUUACUGGAAGAAGCAUCCACUUUCUCUUGGAAAUGGCUCAUUUCCUCUCCACAAUACUAGUAAAUACAGUGAUGGUAAUACCACUGCGGCAUUAUCUAUAUCUUCUUCUUCAUUUUCAAUUUGGUCACUUGCCACUAAAGAGAAUACCAGCAGAAACAAUGCUGCUGCUUCUUCUUCGGACUCUAUCCAAGAACGAGAAGAAGAAGAAGAGGAGUAUAAAGUGCUGACAGCCAUGAGAAGCAGCUAUAAUGACAUUGUAAUAGUGGACACUGCUAAAGCCAGGAUGUUGCUUCUUGACUCUACUCAUAAUGUUCACAGCAUUCUCAACAAGGGUCAGAAAUGGACUGGAUCAUAUUGGGAUGAAUUUGCUAGUUUACCAGCUAUUAUUCCAGAAGGUCCUAUUGCAAUCCUUGGUCUGGGUGCUGGUACUGCUGCACAUUUGAUGCUCGACUUGUGGCCUUCAUUAGAGCUUGAAGGAUGGGAGAUUGAUCGUAUGUUGAUUGACAAAGCUAGACAGUAUUUUGGGCUAUCUGAUCUUGAAAAGCCUACUACAGCUGGUGGCAUACUCAACGUUCAUAUUGAUGAUGCUCUUUCUCCCACAGAAAAUGAUUCUGGAAAAUAUGCUGGCAUUGUCAUUGACUUGUUCUGUGAAGGAAAGGUUUUGCCACAGUUACAAGAGGUUGCAACUUGGUUGAAAUUGAAUGGUAGAUUGAUGGCUAAUGGUCGCAUCAUGGCAAAUUGUGGUGGCAUCAAUGAAAAAUCAGAUAAUGCAGAUGGCACAAUCCAUCCUGAAUCAAUUGAUGGCACUUGGAUUGAAAAUUCUACUAUCAAGACAUUAUCUGAAGCAUUUCCUGGACAAGUAAACUGGAAGAGAAUGCCAGAGACACAAGGUGCAAAUUAUCUUGCACUCACAGGACCUUUGCCAGAUUUGACAUUAUGGUCUUCUAAGGUCCCAGAUCCUUUAAGUGAAAAUGUCAGGCGAUGGAGGCCAUGUGGCUCUAUUCUGUGACAGCCAUUUGCUCUUCGACACUGUAAUACUGGAGCGAAAAUUAUGGUUUUUAGACAAGAGACUAAACAACAAAAGGUGAAACUCCCAUUAACCAGCUGAUUUAAGUUCGUCCUGAGGUGAAAUUCCCAUGAAGCAUAUGCCCAAAUUGUUUAAGUUCUUGUCAUCUAAGGAAAUGUGGGUUGACUUUGAUUUCUAAGAUGGAUGGUUUCUAUGUCAAUUGUUGUAUUCCUUAACUUGUAUAUUAGAAGUGCAAUUUGAUAGAUUUUAAAAUUUCUAUCAUCAAUAUGGAAGUUUAAGUUUCUGAGUUAAUUCUCCUGUCUCAGAGGCUUGGAACAGGACAUGAAAA